ACUAUCAAGAGACAGUUCAAGCUGGUCUCGAAGCAAGUGGACCAUCGAGAGCUGCAAAACCAGCAAAGUUUGCCAAAGAACAGAAAAAAAACCCAACAAUUCUUAAUGGUCGCCCUUCUGAGCAAACUGGUCCCCCAGUUGUCCUCUUUCAUACUGUUUUUGGCGAAUUUCUUCGGGAUAUGAAUAAUCAAAAUCUACCAAUAAGAAGUGAAAUCUACAAGUUGGCUGAAGACUUUCUCUGGAAUUCUGCUGACUUCUACACUGAUGAAGCCACUCGCCUUGAGGCAAUUGAGGAACCUCUUAAAAAGAUAUGGGGUCACUUUGGUAAAUCAAUGUUUGGCAAGAACAAUGCUGCAAGUGAUGGUGUCUUGGUCACUGAUGUUGGCAAUCAGGUGGCUUACCGGAUGAUACUGGAGGGUAAAAAUGAAAUUGGGACUGGUGGGAGUGACCCAACUCUUCAAAUGUCCAUAUCCUAUCGUGGCUAUUGGUCUCAGGGAGAUUCCCAGAGGAUUAGAGACAUUUGUUGCUGCCCAACAUUUGGGAUUGCAAUUGCUGGGCCCUGGAUGUGCAUUCUUGGGGCUGUCUUUCUUGACAAAGCUGCACUACGUCUUUCAUUUACCACAUUAGACAACUUUUACAGAGGCUUGGCCAAUUCUAAUGAUGAUGGACAACAGCGAUAUUUCCCACAUUUUCGAGAAUUUACAGAUUCUCCUUUCACAUACAUUUCCCAAUUGACAGAGCCAACAAGACUAGUAUGGAAGGCAAAAAUCACACAUGAUCAACGUUUGAUUGUUGUGAAGUUUACACGAAGGUAUAAUGAUACUGCACAUGCCCUUUGUGCCAGAAAUCAACUUGCACCUACAUUGCUUUAUUUUGGAGAUGGUGUUGAGACACUUGCAGGAUUCCAUGUUGUGAUUAUGGAUUAUAUUGAUCAUCAGCCACUGCAACCUAGCAAGAUCCAAAACUUGGUCUCCCGAAGGAAUAUAUACAAUGAUGUGUUGCAGGCUGUCACCUUGCUUCACAAUGAACAAUAUGUUUUUGCAGAUCUCCGCAAUCCAAACAUUCUGAUAUAUACCACAAAUGGAGCUCAGCACUCAAUGCUGAUUGAUUUUGACUGGUGUGGGGUUGAUGACAGAGACACUUAUCCCCUAUCUUUGAGUCGCAAGAUCCCAUGGCCAAAUGGAGUGCAGCCUGGUGGUCUCCUUUGUAAGGCUCAUGAUCUCACUUGGCUAGAUGUAUUGCGGAGAGGUUUAAAACUCACAAAUG
Messenger RNA from Paraglomus brasilianum, 1266 nucleotides. Lineage: Eukaryota; Fungi; Glomeromycota; Glomeromycetes; Paraglomerales; Paraglomeraceae. The record is from the annotation of a GenBank genome assembly.